Acomys russatus (golden spiny mouse) is the source of this 1385-nucleotide messenger RNA. It is a transcript of the gene Il10, whose product is annotated as interleukin 10. Bases 175 to 696 code for a protein of 173 amino acids. The transcript is spliced from 5 exons. Lineage: Eukaryota; Metazoa; Chordata; Mammalia; Rodentia; Muridae. Gene Ontology annotation, cellular component: extracellular region. Gene Ontology annotation, biological process: immune response. Gene Ontology annotation, molecular function: cytokine activity. The record is from RefSeq and is a predicted model, not a curated record.
AGUGCAUGGUCUCAAGAGGCGGGGCUUCAGUAAUCUUUGCCAGGAAAUUUGCAAAUGAAAAGGCCCCACUGAGCAGUAUAUUAGGGGGACACAGGAUGGGAGGUCUACACUUUAGGGGCUUGCUCUUGCAGUACCAAAGCCACAAGGCAGCCUCUCAGAAGACAGGGCUCCAUCAUGCCUGGCUCAGCACUGCUAUGUUGCCUAAUCUUGCUGGCUGGAGUGGGGACCAGCAGAAGCGAGUAUAACUGCACCCACUUCGCAGUCAGCCAGACCCACAUGCUCCGAGAGCUGCGCCAUGCCUUCAGCCAGGUGAAGACUUUCUUUCAAAAAAAAGACCAGCUGGACAACAUCCUAUUAACCGAUGCCUUGAUGCAGGACUUUAAGGGUUACUUGGGUUGCCAAGCCUUAUCAGAAAUGAUCAAGUUUUACCUGAUAGAAGUGAUGCCCCAGGCCGAGAACCAUGGCCCAGAAAUCAAGGAGCAUUUGAACUCCCUGGGAGAGAAGCUGAAGACCCUCAGGAUACGACUGCAGCGAUGUCAUCGAUUUUUCCCCUGUGAAAAUAAGAGCAAGGCUGUGGAACAAGUGAAGAGUGACUUUAAUAAGCUCCAAGAGAAAGGUGUUUACAAGGCCAUGAGUGAAUUUGACAUCUUCAUCAACUGCAUAGAAGCAUACUUGACAAUCAAGAUGAAAAACUGAAACACCCAUAGUAUUGUGUUGAGUCUACUAGACUCCAGAGCAUAAGCAGAGCUCUGUAAGAUCCGAUCCGGGGAUCUUUGCUAACAGACGCAACUCCUUGGAAAAACCUUGUUGGACCUCUCUCUGAAAUAUUUAUUACCUCUGAUACCUCAGUUCCAUUCUAUUUAUUCACUGAGCUUCUCUGUGAACUAUUUAGAAAGAAGCCCAAUAUUAUAAUUUUACAAUAUUUAUUAUUCUUACCUAUGUUUAAGCUGUUUCCAUAGGAGACACUUUAUAGUAUUUGAGUGUUCUAAGGGAAAACGUGUGAUAUGAUGGGGGGAAUCUUCCUUGGGAAGCCAACUGAUUCUAAGGUUGGCCACACUUGAUAGCUGCAGAGCUAUUUCCUAUGAUGUCCCUUUAAUUUCACUCAUCCCUGAGUUCAGAGCUCUUGGAAGGGUUAUGGAGACUCUUAUGGGUCUUAGGGAGAGAAACUGGGGAGGCCCUUUGAUGAUUAUUCUUGCAAUGGCUCAGAGGGAUUUCCCUGACCUCAUUCUCCAACCAUUUCAUUCGUGAAAGCUGUGGCCAAUUUCUUAUUUAUAACCAUCUCAAAUCAGUUCUAAUAGAACUCAUUUUUAACUAGAAGUAAUUCAAUUCCUUUGGGAAUGGUGUAUCGUUUGUCUGUUUUUGUAGCAGAUUCUAAUUUUGAAUAA